This is a messenger RNA of Colossoma macropomum (tambaqui), 2447 nucleotides long. It is a transcript of the gene uap1, whose product is annotated as UDP-N-acetylglucosamine pyrophosphorylase 1. The record is from RefSeq and is a predicted model, not a curated record. Lineage: Eukaryota; Metazoa; Chordata; Actinopteri; Characiformes; Serrasalmidae. Bases 137 to 1693 code for a protein of 518 amino acids. The transcript has 11 exons. Gene Ontology annotation, biological process: UDP-N-acetylglucosamine biosynthetic process. Gene Ontology annotation, molecular function: UDP-N-acetylglucosamine diphosphorylase activity.
CAAAUGACGGAAACGGGAGGCGGAUUUUCUCGUAGUGGGUAACGUAGCCAAGUGUGUUUCAGGAGAAGGGAAAGCGAAGAGGUCUACUCUGGAUACUGUCAGCUUCACUGAAGAUCUGGACCUGUGAGCAGAGAGCAUGGACAUCAGCAGACUGGCACAGAGACUGGCCGAGGCUGGGCAGUCCCACCUCCUGCAGUUCUGGGACCAGCUCAGCCCUGAGGAGCAGGCUGAGCUGGCCUUCGAGCUGGAGAGCAUGGACUUCAAAGAGAUCAACUGCUUCUUUAAACAUGCUAUGGAGGCCUCUGGACAGACCAAGCAGGAGAAGGUGGACGCCAGAAUGGAGCCAGUGCCGCGGGAGGUCCUGGGAAGUGUAACCCGUGAUCGAGAGUCCCUCAAAGACUGGGAAGAAGAAGGCCUGCGCUGUAUUUCUCAGAGCAAAGUAGCAGUUCUGCUGCUGGCUGGAGGUCAGGGAACUCGGCUAGGGGUUUCGUAUCCCAAAGGCAUGUAUGACGUCGGCCUGCCAUCCCACAAAACCCUCUUUCAGAUCCAGGCUGAACGUAUCCUGAAAUUGGAGCAGCUAGCUGAGCAGCAUCACGCGACAAAGUGCUGCAUUCCAUGGUACAUCAUGACGAGUGGCAGAACAAUGGAUUCAACUAAAGAGUUCUUCUCAAAGCACAAGUACUUCGGCCUUAAAGAAGAGAAUGUCAUAUUCUUCCAGCAAGGCAUGCUUCCAGCCAUGGACUACAAUGGGACGAUUAUACUUGAGGGUAAAGGCAAACUGGCUAUGGCACCAGAUGGCAAUGGAGGCCUGUACAGAUCGUUGGGCGCACAUAAGAUUGUAGAGGACAUGGAGAGAAGAGGAAUCGCCUAUAUCCAUGUCUACUGUGUGGACAAUAUCCUCGUGAAAGUGGCAGACCCUGCCUUUGUUGGCUUUUGUGUGCGUAAAGGCGCAGACUGUGGUGCGAAGGUGGUGGAGAAAACCAAUCCGACUGAGGCGGUGGGCGUGGUCUGUAAGGUAGAUGGGCGUUACCAAGUGGUUGAGUACAGCGAAAUAACCCUGGCAACGGCCGAAAAGCGGAGCACCGAUGGUCGACUUAUGUUCAAUGCUGGCAAUGUAGCCAAUCAUUUCUUCUCUCUUCCCUUCCUCAAAGAUGUUGUCAAUACGCAUGAGCCGCAGUUGCAGCACCAUGUGGCACAGAAGAAAAUCCCCUAUGUGGACACGCAAGGACAGCUAAUCAAACCCGACAAACCCAACGGAAUUAAAAUGGAAAAAUUUGUCUUCGACAUUUUCCAAUUUGCCAAGAAUUUUGUGGUGUAUGAGGUGCUGAGGGAGGACGAGUUUUCUCCUUUGAAGAAUGCAGACAGUCAGGAUGGGAAGGAUAACCCCACAACCGCUCGGCACGCACUCAUGUCCCUGCAUCACCGCUGGAUCCUCAAUGCAGGCGGACAUUUCAUAGAUGAAAACGGAACCCGUGUGCCUGCUAUACCCAGACACGGACCAGCAGGGACACUCUCACCUGAUGGCAGCCAGAAUCUGAAGGAUGGGACAGACCUGCCAAUCAAAUGUGAGAUCUCUCCACUUGUGUCCUAUGGAGGAGAGGGACUGGAGAAACUUGUGAACGGCAGAGAAUUCCACGCUGCCCUGGUCAUCGACACGAGAGGCAUCCAUGAGCAUGUAAAGAACGGACUGUGAUCUGCGAACUGGCAGCCACAUCUGACGACCAUCAUGGAAACCGUUGUCUUCUCCUUCAUCUCUCUUCUACCAGGCUGGGAGAAACUGUGACAUUCUAGUGCAAUAACAUGAAGGAAAAAGGCCUCAAGUUAUGAAGUUAUCACUUAAGAUCAAACUAUUUAUUUUGCUAAAACUUAUUUUUAUAUAAAUGCUUUUCUUUUCCUAAAUUGGGAAUAUGCGUUUUAACUAUUAAUUUAUAUGUAUGUAUACACCAUAAAACUGAAUGUAAUGCAAAGAAGAAUACGGUACAUGGGUUGCUCUCUUAAUUUUUCAGUGCGUUCAGACUGUAUGUUGGUCUGAAAGGGUAAUGCUCAGCCUCAGGGCAUUGCUAUCCAGUCUGUGUUCACUCUUUGAGAAACUUAGAGUUGUGUUCCAAGACAGUGAUGAAAUUCAAGGAUAUAUACUCUCUGUCCCACUUUCCUCUUCUUCUUUUUUUAAAUGUUGAUUCUUUACGCUGUUAGAAUGUACUUUGUGGAAAGUAUACACUUUAUCUGAUGACUAUGCUGAUUCGAUUUGAACGAUUGCUAUGAACAAUUAUUGGCUAUGUUUCAGUAAUCAAGAAGCAAAACUGAACAAAUGGAGCAUGGACAAACAAUUUCUAAUAUGAGAGCUACUGUAAAGUCCAGUGUGAUGAGUAUUUUGCAGAAUAAAUUCAAUAAUUAUAUUAAAGUAAAUAAUUUCUUUACAAUAAAAAUGGUUUGGUCCAUUCCUCGUG